AUGAAUAAGAACAACAAUAAAGGUAGUGUUAAAAAAAACAGCAAUUCGAAAAAAAAAACAAGCACAAAUUUAAACAAUAUGAACAAUAUGAACAAUAUAAGUAGUAAAAAAAAUAUUAAGAAUGGAAAUGUAAAUGAUGAAAUUACUACUGCUACUAGUAGUAACCAUAUCAAUACCAUAUUGAAUGGAAAUAAUGAAGAAAUAAAAGAUGUUCAGGUUGUCAGUAAUUUAAAUAUAGAUAACAAAAGAGAAGAUAAUAAUUCUAAAAUGAAUAUACAAGGAGAAGAAACUGUCAAUAAUGAAACUAACAAUAAUCAAGCAAAUAAUAAAGAUGGUGAAAGUAAGAUAAAUUUAAAGAAUAAUAAAUCAAACAAGCCAAACGAAUCCAACAAGAAGACAAAGAACAACAACAACAAUAAUAAUAAUAAUAAUAAUAAAAAUAAUAAUAAUAAUAGUGCAUCAAAUAAAAAAAACUCCAAGAACAAGAAAAAAGUAGAUAAAUUAGACUUAAUAUUAAAUGAAUUUAAAAAUGAUAUAAAAAAUGUAAAGGGAGAAAAGAACCAAAACUGCAAUAAGUUAUCAAACGGUGCUAUAGAAACAAAUAACAUGCACAAUAAUUAUAAUAAUAAUGGUAGAAUCCAUUUUGAUGAAGAGGAAAUAAGAGAAAUUAAAAAGAAAAUUAUAUUAAAUGAACAUAUGUUAGAAGAACAAGAUAAUAGUUCUAUUAGAUUGUUAAAAAAUUGGCCACAAGUUGAAAAGACCUAUCAAACGAAUCCUCCGUCUAUUCCUUUAGAUUUAAUAUAUGGAAAGGAUGGAAAAUAUCCAGUAGGAGAAAUUUUAGAAUAUAAUAAUUAUAAUUUAAGUGGUCAAUCUUUACAAGAAAAAAAAGAAAGAGAAAAAUUAAGUAUUGAUUAUUAUGAAGAUUUAAGAAAAGCUGCUGAAUGUCAUAGACAAGUUAGAAAACAUAUGCAAGCAUUUAUUAAACCUGGAAAAAAAAUGAUAGAUAUAGCUCAAGAAACAGAAAGGAAAACAAAAGAAUUAAUACUAGCUCAAAAAUUAAAAUGUGGCUGGGGAUUUCCUACAGGUUGUUCAUUAAACCAUUGUGCUGCACAUUAUACUCCAAAUUAUGGAGAUGAAACAGUUUUAAAAUAUGAUGAUGUUUGUAAAUUAGAUUUUGGUGUUCAUGUUAAUGGUUAUAUAAUUGAUUGUGCCUUUACAAUAGCAUUUAAUGAUAAAUAUGAUAAUUUAAUAAAAGCAACACAAGAUGGCACAAAUACAGGAUUAAAAGAAGCAGGUAUAGAUGCUAGAAUGUGUGAUAUUGGAGAAGCUAUUCAAGAAGCUAUUGAAUCAUAUGAAAUAGAAUUAAAUCAAAAAAUAUAUCCUAUUAAAGCAAUUAGUAAUUUAAGAGGACAUUCAAUUAAUAAAUAUAUUAUACAUGGUGGAAAAUGUGUACCUAUAGUAAAACAAAAAGAAAAAAAUGAAAUUAUGGAAGAAGGAGAAUUGUUUGCAAUUGAAACAUUUGCAUCUACUGGUAAAGGAUUUGUUAAUCAUGAAAAUGAUUGUUCACAUUAUAUGAGAAAUCCAGAAAAACAAUUUGUACCCAUAAGAUUAAAUUCAGCUAAAACUUUACUUAAAGUUAUUAAUGAUAAUUUUGAUACUCUCCCUUUUUGUAAUAGAUGGUUAGAUGAUUUAGGACAAACAAGACAUUUUAUGGCUCUUAAAACUUUAAUAGAUCUAAAUAUUGUUGAACCAUAUCCACCUUUAUGUGAUAUAAAAAAUUCUUUCACUUCUCAAAUGGAACACACUAUUUUAUUAAGACCAACAUGUAAGGAGAUACUUUCUCGUGGUCCCGACUUUUAA
Molecule: messenger RNA, 1860 nt
Organism: Plasmodium adleri (nom. inval.)
Lineage: Eukaryota; Apicomplexa; Aconoidasida; Haemosporida; Plasmodiidae
Product: methionine aminopeptidase 2
Exons: 1
Coding region: 1-1860 (619 amino acids)
Biological process (GO): proteolysis
Molecular function (GO): metalloaminopeptidase activity
Source: RefSeq, a predicted model, not a curated record